AUGUCGAGCAUCCCAGUAAAGGAGAACGGCGGAGUGCCAUUUCCCUAUCCGAUGCUAAGUCCUCACAAUUAUACUGUGUGGGCAAUAAAGACAGAGGCGAUCCUUGAUGCCCAGGGAGUCUGGGAGGCGGUGGAGCCAGCGGAAGGAGCCCAGGUGGAUGCAAAGAAGGACAAAAAGGCACGUGCAUACAUCCUGCAGUGUGUCCCCGAAGACAUCCUUCUCCAGAUCGCAACAAAGAAGACUGCGAAGGAAGUCUGGGACAGCCUCAAGAUGAGGUACCUUGGUAGUGAUCGGGUGAAGAAGGCACGUGUACAAACAUUGAAGAGCGAGUUCGACGCUCUCCGGAUGAAAGAGACCGAAACGAUUGAUGAGUUUGCUGGCAAACUCAGCGCCCUAAGCAGCAAGUUCUCCACCCUUGGUGCCACGCUUGAAGAUUCCUCAUUGGUAAAAAAAUUGCUCGAUUCUGUCCCUGAUAAAUUCUUUCCUAUUGUUGCUGGUAUUGAGCAAUUCUACGACCUUGAGUCUAUACUAUUUGAGGAGGCUAUAGGGCGACUGAAGGCAAGGGGAGCAACGUGGACACUUCGUCAGGAGGAAAGGGGCGUGGGUCCAGCAGCCCUAGUCGUGGCAAAUGGCGUGGACGUGGGCGAGGGCGCGGUCAUGGUCGUGGUACGCAACGCCAAGACAGUGCAGGAGGGACUAGCGGCAACAACAGUAGCACUCGAGACAAGAGACAAAUGUUUCAAUUGCGAGAAAAUGGGGCAUUAUGCGUCCGAAUGCUACAACAAGCGGCGUGAUGAUGAGGCUCACCUCACUUGUGCCACCGAUGAAGAGUCGGCACUGAUGAUGACCGUGUCCCACGAGGAGUCUGACACUAGGCAUGAGCGGCAGGAUACCAUUCUGCUCAGUGAAGAUAGGUUGCUACCGGAGAUGUACCGCGGCGUUAAGAAAGAAGAUAAAGACGUCUAG
Messenger RNA from Zingiber officinale, 966 nucleotides. RefSeq lists its product as uncharacterized. The record is from RefSeq and is a predicted model, not a curated record. Gene Ontology annotation, molecular function: zinc ion binding; nucleic acid binding. Lineage: Eukaryota; Viridiplantae; Streptophyta; Magnoliopsida; Zingiberales; Zingiberaceae. The transcript is spliced from 2 exons. The coding region runs from base 1 to 966 and encodes 321 amino acids.